AUGGCAUCCACGGAAGGUGCCAACAACAUGCCCAAGCAGGUCGAAGUGCGGAUGCCCCAGAGCCACCUCAGCUCGGAGGAGCCGCCCAAGCACCGGAACCUGGGGCUGCGGCUGUGCAGCAAGCUGGGGAAGAACCUGCUGCUCACUCUGACGGUGUUUGGUGUCAUCCUGGGGGCAGUAAGUGGAGGGCUUCUCCGCCUGGCAUCUCCAAUCCAUCCUGAUGUGGUUAUGCUAAUAGCCUUCCCAGGGGAUAUACUCAUGAGGAUGCUAAAAAUGCUCAUCCUCCCUCUCAUCAUCUCCAGUUUAAUCACAGGGUUGUCAGGCCUGGAUGCUAAAGCCAGUGGGCGCCUGGGCACGAGAGCCAUGGUGUAUUACAUGUCCACCACCAUCAUCGCUGCGGUCCUGGGUGUCAUCUUGGUCUUGGCUAUCCACCCAGGGAACCCCAAACUUAAGAAGCAGCUGGGGCCUGGGAAGAAGAAUGACGAAGUGUCCAGCCUGGAUGCCUUUCUGGACCUCAUUCGAAAUCUCUUCCCUGAAAAUCUUGUCCAAGCCUGUUUUCAACAGAUUCAAACAGUGACCAAGAAAGUCCUGGAGGCCCCAGAGUCAGAAGAAGAGAGCAACGUCACCACCGCUGUGGUCUCCCUGCUGACUGAGACUGCGACAGAGGCACCGGAGGAGAUGAAGAUGGUGAUCAAGAAGGGUCUGGAGUUCAAGGACGGCAUGAAUGUCUUAGGUCUGAUAGGGUUUUUCAUUGCUUUCGGCAUCGCCAUGGGAAAGAUGGGUGAGCAAGCCAAGCUGAUGGUGGAAUUCUUCAGCAUUUUGAAUGAGAUUGUAAUGAAGUUAGUGAUCAUGAUCAUGUGGUACUCCCCGCUGGGUAUUGCCUGCUUAAUCUGUGGGAAGAUCAUUGCCAUCAAGGACUUAGAAGUGGUUGCUCGGCAACUGGGGAUGUACAUGGUCACGGUGAUUGUGGGCCUUAUCAUCCAUGGGGGCAUCUUUCUCCCCUUGAUUUAUUUUCUAGUGACCAGGAAAAACCCUUUCACCUUUUUUGCUGGCAUUUUCCAAGCUUGGAUCACUGCCCUGGGCACCGCUUCCAGUGCUGGAACUUUGCCUGUCACCUUCCGUUGCCUGGAAGAUAACCUGGGGAUUGAUAAGCGUGUGACCAGAUUCGUCCUCCCAGUUGGAGCAACCAUUAACAUGGACGGCACAGCCCUGUAUGAAGCAGUGGCUGCCAUCUUUAUUGCCCAGAUGAAUGGUGUUGUCUUGGAUGGAGGCCAGAUUGUGACUGUGAGCCUCACGGCCACACUGGCAAGCGUCGGUGCAGCCAGUAUCCCCAGUGCUGGGCUGGUCACCAUGCUCCUCAUUCUGACAGCCGUGGGCCUGCCAACGGAAGACAUAAGCCUGCUGGUGGCUGUGGACUGGCUGCUGGAUAGGAUGAGAACAUCCGUCAAUGUUGUAGGUGACUCUUUUGGGGCUGGGAUUGUCUAUCACCUCUCCAAGUCUGAGCUGGAUACCAUUGACUCCCAGCACCGAGCGCAUGAAGACAUUGAAAUGACCAAGACUCAGUCCAUUUAUGAUGACAUGAAGAACCAUAGGGAAAGCAACUCUAACCAAUGUGUCUAUGCCGCACACAACUCUGUCGUAGUAGAUGAGUGCAAGGUGACUCUGGCAGCCAACGGGAAGUCAGCAGAUGGCAGUGUUGAGGAAGAACCUUGGAAACGUGAAAAAUAA
Pipistrellus nathusii (Nathusius's pipistrelle) is the source of this 1728-nucleotide messenger RNA. NCBI's taxonomy places the organism in Eukaryota, Metazoa, Chordata, Mammalia, Chiroptera, Vespertilionidae. The record is from the annotation of a GenBank genome assembly.